Molecule: messenger RNA, 1632 nt
Organism: Paracoccidioides brasiliensis Pb18
Product: GMP synthase [glutamine-hydrolyzing]
Exons: 5
Coding region: 1-1632 (543 amino acids)
Biological process (GO): GMP biosynthetic process
Cellular component (GO): cytosol
Molecular function (GO): GMP synthase (glutamine-hydrolyzing) activity; GMP synthase activity; ATP binding
Source: RefSeq, a predicted model, not a curated record
AUGGCUGUAGUAUCUGGUGUUCCGUUCGUUGAGCCUCAUAUGGCUUUCGACACGAUUUUGGUCCUAGACUUUGGCUCCCAGUACUCUCAUCUUAUCACGAGGAGGCUUCGCGAGCUUAACAUUUACUCUGAAAUGCUCCCAUGCACUCAGAAAAUUGCCGACCUGUCAUGGAAACCAAAGGGUGUUAUUUUGUCUGGGAGUCCCUACUCCGUGUAUGCGCCGGACGCCCCGCACGUUGACCCAGGUGUGUUUGAACUUGGAGUUCCUGUGCUAGGGAUCUGUUACGGGCUGCAAAUGAUUGCUUGGAACUAUGGCAAAAGUGUCUCAGCUGGUGACAAGAGGGAGUACGGUCAUGCGAAUUUAACAGUAAAGCGUCACCCGGAACAAGCUGCGCACAUCGAUAUAUUAUUUGAAGGGCUAGAGGGAGAUCUCGUGGUUUGGAUGUCACACGGAGAUAAGCUAUCGCACCUCCCGGAGAAGUUUGUGACAAUUGCUAGUACACCUAACGCCCCUUUUGCCGGAAUCGCACACGUAGAGGAGCUUUUCUAUGGCAUCCAAUUUCACCCAGAGCUUACACACACCCCUCGGGGGAAGGAUAUUCUUCGAAACUUCGCCGUCAGAAUCGCGAAAGCACAGCAAAACUGGACGAUGGGAGAAUUCGUUAGCCAAGAAAUCGAGCGCAUUAGAAAAUUGGUUGGGGAAAAGGGACAGGUCAUUGGAGCUGUCAGCGGAGGUGUUGAUUCUACAGUUGCUGCAAAGCUCAUGAAAGAAGCAAUUGGCGAUCGCUUCCAUGCUGUUCUCGUUGACAAUGGGGUUCUCCGCUUGAACGAGGCGGCUAUUGUCAAGGAAACAUUGACGAGGCAUCUCGGUGUCAAUUUAACUGUGGUUGAUGCCAGUGAGCGGUUCCUUGGCAAGCUGAAGGGCAUCAAGGAUGAUCCUGAAAGGAAACGGAAGGUCAUUGGUAAUACAUUUAUCGAGGUCUUCCAAGAAGAGGCUAAGAAGAUCGCGGCUGCUGCUAAGGGAUCACACAACGAGGGUGAGAUUGAAUGGCUUCUUCAGGGUACCUUGUAUCCUGAUGUUAUUGAAAGUAUCUCAUUCAAGGGGCCCAGCGCAACUAUAAAAACCCACCAUAAUGUCGGCGGUCUACUUGAAGGCAUGCACCUGAAGCUUAUCGAACCCCUCCGCGAACUUUUUAAGGACGAAGUCCGUGAACUGGGUGUACAACUCGGUAUUCCGGAGGAACUUGUCUGGCGCCACCCAUUCCCUGGUCCUGGAAUCGCCAUCCGAAUCCUUGGAGAAGUCACCCCUGAACAAGUCCGCAUUGCCCGGGAAGCGGAUCACAUUUUCAUCGAAGAGAUCAAAGCAGCCGGUCUAUACCGCAAAAUUAGCCAGGCCUUUGCUGCACUUCUCCCCGUCAAGGCGGUUGGCGUGAUGGGCGACCAGCGGGUUCACGACCAGGUGAUUGCUCUCCGGGCUGUGGAGACCACUGAUUUCAUGACUGCAGACUGGUAUCCGUUUGAUGGCGAGUUCUUGAAGACGGUUAGCAGGCGAAUUGUGAAUGAGGUUAAGGGCGUAUGCCGGGUGGUCUACGACAUCACCAGCAAACCCCCCGGUACCAUUGAGAUGGAGUAA